This is a messenger RNA of Hippocampus zosterae (dwarf seahorse), 5298 nucleotides long. It is a transcript of the gene rab11fip5b, whose product is annotated as rab11 family-interacting protein 5. Gene Ontology annotation, molecular function: small GTPase binding. Gene Ontology annotation, cellular component: mitochondrion; recycling endosome; early endosome. Gene Ontology annotation, biological process: regulated exocytosis. Lineage: Eukaryota; Metazoa; Chordata; Actinopteri; Syngnathiformes; Syngnathidae. The record is from RefSeq and is a predicted model, not a curated record. Bases 539 to 4576 code for a protein of 1345 amino acids. The transcript has 7 exons.
UAUGUCCACAUAUUUAUUUAUGUCUCUCUCAAGGUGGAUAUCGAUCAUUGAGGCAAAUUGGCAAUUUUGCACUGUGCUGUAUAAUGUAAAUGAAAUUGGAUGUUUUUGUCCAUUUCGUUCUCGCCUCCACUAGAGGACGUCAGAGCGACACAGAUGACGAAUAAGGUGUCAGUAUGCGGCGGCAUAUACAACCAUAGAAUUCCGCCAGGUUCCACGUGCAUGGCGUCAUAGCCCGAUCCGUUUGUUUCUCUCUUUUAUGGCAUGUUGUUGUUGCAUCGUCAUGACCGCGACGCGAUGAUGGAGCCGCACAUACGUCGCACGUGGUCUUCAUAGAAAUUAUUUUUUUCGCCCUUUUUUUCCACUGGUGAUCAUGUGACCGCGAUGGUUCCGCCCAGAACAACUUCAGCAUGUGUUGACAUUCCGCGCGGCGUGUUUGGCUGGCCUGCUAGUAUUGUUCCGGGAUGGACGUGUCGUGCACACUGGCCGGUCCGAACCACCGCGCGUUCUGACAAAUGACACCCCAAAGCAGCGGUCCAAGAUGAUGUCGCUCAUCGACCUGGAGGACGAGCAGCGGUGGGUGCCCACGCACGUCAAUGUCACCGUGCUCUGCGCCAGGGGACUGCGGACGAAGAGUAAGCAUGGCAGCCGCUACCUGUACGCGGUGGUCCAGGUGGGCAAGGACAAAUACACUACGGGCCUCGUUGACAAGGCCGAUGUGCCCGUGUGGUCCGAGGAGUGCUGCUUUGAGCUCCUCCCGGGCAUCCUGGAGGAGGAGGUUGGAGGCGGAGGCGGCCGAGGAGCCUACCCUUCCGGCAGCGCCGACCUGGUGCUCACCGUCAUGCACAGAGUCCUGAUUGGACUCGAUGUGUUUCUGGGCCAGACAGUCAUCCCGCUGGAUCGCUUGUUUCGGGAAGGCGCGUGCCCCAGAGACCAGUGGUUCAAGCUGCACUCGAAGGCGGGCCGAAAGGCGAAGGAGCGUGGCGAAUUGCAACUGACGGUGCAGUUCACCCGCAAUAACAUGACGGCCAGCAUGUUUGACCUCACCGCCAAAGACGGGCGUCGCUCCGCUUUCGGCAAACUCAAGGAUCGCGUGACGGGGAGGAAGCGCCCCGACGUGGAGUCGUCCUCGGCCAUCGUGCCAGGCCGCUAUGCCGCCCUGUCGACACCCCCGGGGCAGUCGUUAGGCGACGAAAGUGGGGGCGCCGCCCAUGGGCAAGACGUGGAGGCAACGGAGGAAAAGAGGAGCGUGAUGAAAGAUUUCUUCAAAGGGAAACUGAGAAAGUUGUCUGACACCAGGUCGUGUUCGUCGCUGGCCUCCGAGAGUAGCACCUCCUCCAUGGCAAGCGACGCCCCAGGUCCUGCGCCCGCUCUCGGCCUGCUCUCGGAUCUCCCCAGCUCACCCAUCUACACCACCGUCACACGAGUGGACCCCCACUAUGGAGAUCUGACAACAACAGUGCUCACCAGUCGGAACGCCGCGAACAUUCUGACACACAAACGAGCCUUCAGCGAUGAAGCUAGAAAAAUAACGGAGUCUGACCCUCGGACAAAUCCCAACAUGGAGUCUGUCAAAUGCCAGCAGAGCAUUAGUCAGUCCAAAUCUUCCGUGUGCAUAAAUGGCAGCCAUGUGUAUGACUCUGAGCCGUCGAUCCCAAAGAGCGCCGGAGCCCUGCCAUCCAAAUUGGUCUUGUUGGAGAAAUGCUCCCCACUGUCCCGUUCCCUACAGAAUCUCACCAAGCGAAGCGAGGACAAAGGUACUUUGGCGGAGGAGCGACGCUGGUCCUUUGACAAGAUGAAGAAAGACGGAAAGGAGGAAGAAAAGGAAACGCCACCAGCAGAGACGAGAGGACAUCCUGAGCAGGCGGCAAAGCCCUCUGCUGCUGAUUCUUCCGACAAAGGGUGGAAGCUGAGAAAGACCUUAUUCUCUGCGGGUAGGAGUGAUUCUGUACCAGCAAAGCCAGACAGUAGCCAGGCCGCUUCCACCUCUGAAGGGAGGCUGAGAGGCUGGUUCAGCUACACCGACUCCCAAAACAAACCAAGGCUGGAAGUUUCUUCUAAGCUAGAAAGCACCACACCUCCCAUCCCCCCGCACGUUUCUGUAGGCACUCACGGUUCCCCCUCCACAGACUCACUCCCCAUUGACCAAAAUCACACACAUCCCAUGACCCCUCCACCCACCCCCAUUUCCCCCUCCAACCCCUUCUUUGAAGAGCUCCAGAGGUCCCCUCUAUCGACACAUAGCUCCUCAACCUUCCUUUACUCUUCUCAGCACUCCGGUCAGGGAAAGACCAGUCCUUCUCCAAGCGCUGCCAGCAUACCUUCCAUCAAGAGGGAGCGUCCUCGGCCUGUCGCUAGACAGGCAUCGCUUCCUGAGUUUUUACCGGAAACUUCCAAACGUUCAAGUAGUCGCCCCAUGAUGAUGAGCAGACAGGACUGGGAAGACUCAUUUGACAUGUUUGCUUCACACAGGCUCAACACACCCAAUGGAAAUCCCACUCAUAUGCAACUGGAAAGUACCCUAGCAUCCAGCCAGAGGUGCAGUUAUCAUGAAGCAAAUUUAAAUACCGGAUAUCUCUUACAAGAGCGACAAAGAUCCCAGGAGGAGCCUCCACCGUUACCGCCAAGGAGACCGGUAAGAACUUUGACGAAUGAAAUAUACUCUGAUGGCUGGCUCCACAGAGGCCAAGAGCUGGCAGUCCAUAAAGAAGCCUCCCUCCUCUCCCAGACUGGAGUGGCCUCACGACAGUAUGGAAGAGAUUCAGAAUGUAUACGACCAGCAUCAAGUGUAUCACCAGACAGCGAGACUUCGGAUUCCCGUAACGUUAAGUCUAGACUUUACGGGAUCAUUCCUUCCCCGGGAUUUAUGUCCGAAGAGACUCUCAAAAAGUAUGAACCCUUGGAAGAUACAGAGGACUUUUGGGGGGGGAUGCUGUUUGAACAGGACUUGUAUGGGCGGGUUUGCAGGGGAAACGUUAGACGAGCUACUUUACACGUUCAUAACAACACAGGGCUUGGGAAUGUUCAAGAGUGCGAGACUUCUGUUGUUGACCAUUUGAAAAAGUCACACAAUUCCCCCUCAAUGUCCGAGUUAAAGACUGGUCGGACUCCCGCUCUGUUAGAAUUGACAGAAUCUUCUACCACUGGCAUGAACAAUAACGUGACUUUCUCGCUAACCUUUGGCGAUCUGAACAUGAAUGUGAGCAAUUCCAAUUCAGAUUUCAGCUUUAUGGAUUCUGAUGGAUCUUCCCAGUUAGAGGAAGUUGAUGAUGUCAAAGGUCUCAGCAGCUUAAGUAGAAUCGGUCCUCAGCUGUCAACAGAUUCUAAAACAGCUAUUUAUCACGAGCCGGUUUCACAUAAAGAUGCUAACGCACUUAAAGACACAGGAAAGGACUCAUCUUUAGAAAGAACUAUGUUGUCCAAUAAAACGUGCAACCAAGAUUUUCCAUUUGAGGCCAACAAGGAAAGCAUCGCUGAAGCGAAUCAAUCUGAUCUCGGGAUUGAGCCCCGUGAGGAUAAAAAGAGACAUGAUGAUGCUUUAAAAGAGAUAAAAAUUGACUGUGAUGAUAACGGGAACCCUGACAGAGAAUUGUUUCCACGGGUGGCUAGCGCACGUGUUCGACCCAAGGGAAUUUCAAGACUAAACAGCACUGACAGUCCAAGCCGGACUGAUCUUGGUCAACACUCUUCUAUCAUCAAUGAAGGUCCGUCGUCUUAUCAACCAAACAAACCGGCUGCAUCAUCCAAUCUGGCAUCGGAUAGCAAUGAAGACAACGUCUCGGACUCUAAUUGCCCUUUGAACAACCGGUCACCAAUACCUUUGAACGACACGUUCCUUCUUUUAGGGGAUGAUAUGACACAAAACCCCUCUGAGAUUACUUUUGAAGUCCUUCAUGCCAAAGUCGCCCCUCAUUUGAGAAGUCCUCGAAAGUCGAAGCAGCAAUGUUCUCUCACGGCCGCUGACCUCCCCAUUCCCCCUUCCUGUUGGCCCAUCACAUGCCCCUCAAGCACGGGGUUGCAAAGCACUGAAACCAGUAGGUCUCUGAUUGUGGCCCCCUAUACGACUACGUCCUCCUCCACCCCCAACUCGAGCACAGUUACCAUUGAUCAGCCCGCGUUCGAUGCAUGGCACUCACUUUUGACUGAGGAGACUCGACCAGCUUGCAACCUGCCCCACCAGGAGAGCAGACCACAUCCAGUCAAACCUUUAAGCCAACCAGAGAAAAAGGAGAGCCGUUCGGUCCUGGAUAAACUUAAGUCCACUAUCAGCCCGGCACGCUCUGCCCAGCAGGCGUCAGUCGAGCCACCGAAAAUUCAGGAGCCCACAGAGGACAGGUUGGCACUAUACGAGCACCUCACCAACAUGGAGCUCAUCUCCUUGCUGCUGCAGCAGGACAUGGACAUGAACAAGCAGCAGGCGGCUUCAGAGCGUCAACAGGCGCAGCUGGAGAAGUGCGAGGCGGACCUGAAGAAGGUCAAGGCACAGGUCCGUGAUUUGGAGGACUACAUCGAUAAUCUGCUGCUGCGCAUCAUGGAGCAGACACCUACCCUUCUGCAAGUCCGCAGCAGACACAAGUGACGCUGGCGCCAUGGCCUCAGUGCUGCGAUGCACUGAAUCUAGCCAUGCCCCUUGAUAAAUGUUCUCGCCUGUAAAAGUGAGUUCUAGGAUUUAGUAGACAGAGGUCUUCCAACAACGAUUACUUCCCUGUUGACACAUUAUUAUUACAUGCAUGUAAGUUAAGAACAACAAACGAAUCUAAAUAACACGAGAAAAGCUUCAUAUUCUCUUGCCUAAACAUGCUUAGUAGAACAAGUUGUGGUCGUUGGAUGUUGUCACAUUCAAAUUCUAAUGUAGAAACUUCAUGUCAAAUAGUACAGUGUAAUAAUUUGACAAAAAUAGGAGAUCAUUUAUAUUAUUUAUUCUUAUAUAUAGCACCUUGUUACAGCUAUGGUUGUUGUGAGAGUGCUGUAUAAAUACAGUUGAGUUGUAAAUGCAAAUAAAGAAGACGGGGAAAAAAAGGAUGUUGCAGCACUGCGAGAAUGCAGACAUUAAACAAUGCAGCUCCCAAUUUCAAACACUCCAAAUGUAAAACAAACAGAAAAACUGAACAUAUGAUGCCUCAAACCUUGGAAGUUUGGACAGGGCGUACGCACAUCUUGAAGGAAAACCAAAGAGCAGGAAAUGGAAUUUAUUGUGACAGGAUUCAAUAUUAACAGAUUGCAAUACAUUUAGUUGAAUAGCAAUUCCAUGCUUUUUGUAAGUUUUAAGCUGUGUAGCCAAAUGCAAGAAAAGAUGGUCAA